Messenger RNA from Austrofundulus limnaeus, 6159 nucleotides. RefSeq names its product nectin-2. Bases 393 to 1973 code for a protein of 526 amino acids. The record is from RefSeq and is a predicted model, not a curated record. The transcript is spliced from 7 exons. NCBI's taxonomy places the organism in Eukaryota, Metazoa, Chordata, Actinopteri, Cyprinodontiformes, Rivulidae.
CCACGCGCGGACAGAGCGUCGCGCUCCCACACUUCACAGAGGGACUAGUUGCUGAAGCGGAGACACCUCAUUACAUCCCGAGCACCAGCUGAAGGGGAAGAUACUCACCUGUGUGCUGCCAGGACGAAUUAAAAAGGAUUCCUUUCUUUCUUCUUCUUCUUCUUCUUCUUUUUUUACAGGUUUAAACUCCGAAGACGCAGAAAGGACUGUACUCUUUUUUUUGGUCGUCCGUCCGGAAGAGAGAGAGAGAGAAAAAAACAAGUUUUUCUUCUUCUCUAUUUUUGUUUUGUUUUAUUUUUGUUCUCCUUAYUGAGUGACUGACUCCGAGUCUUAUCCGAGGGGAGGGUUUGCUUCCAUUUCAAACGAAUUCCGGAGAGACUUUGUGGAGCAUAAUGGCGAAAAAUGACAAGAGAAAAAUGAUCGGACUGCUGCUCUGCUUUGCUGCGUCGAUACUUAACCAACACGGAGCCUCGGGUCAAAGGGUGAAGGUAGAACCAGAGGUGUUGUCGUAUCCAGGCCAGACGGUCAACCUGCGUUGUUCCUUUUCAGAUCCCACUGGAGUCCAGCUCACAAUGGUCACUUGGAUAUACGAGCCAAAGGAYGGAGAACGGCAGAACAUCGCUGUGUUUCACCCCAACUUUGAUCCCAGCUACCCCGACUCACCAGUGAAGGGUCGAGUCAGCUUUACACCCAGUUCUCCAAACAUGAACACCCCGUCCAUCCAGAUCACCAAUGUCCGACUGUCAGACGAGGGAAAGUACAUCUGUGAAUACGCAACCUACCCGAGUGGCAAUGAGCAGGGCAUCACUCAGCUGAUCAUGUUGGCCAAGCCAAAAAACUCAGCCACCGUUGUAACGGUGAAUGCCAGCACUCAGGCUGUUGUGGUGGCUCGCUGUGUGUCUGCGAACGGUCGCCCUCCUGCCACAAUCAAAUGGAUUACGACAGCCAACGGUGAARCAAAGGUGGUGUCCACGGCGGGGAUUAACAACACGGUGACGGUUACCAGCGAAUACCUCCUGGUUCCGACGUCGGCAGACAACGGGAAAGACAUCAGCUGCAGUGUGGAACACAGGACUCAGGUCAAUCCAGAGAGCAUACCGUUGAAGCUAGCUGUUCUGUUUCCCCCUGAGGUGGAGAUUCAUGGUUACGACAAUAACUGGUAUUUGGGCCGUACCAACGUUGUACUCACCUGCGAGGCUAAAGGAAACCCCAUGCCAACCACUGUAGGCUGGAAAAUGAUGUCUGGGAAGGUGCCAGAGACGGUGCAGAUCAUGGGUAAAGAGCUGAAGAUUCUGAAGAUAGACGAGAACGUCAACACCACCUUCGUCUGCGAAGUCAACAACCGCAUCGGAAGUGGCAAAGACCAGGUCGCAGCUUUCGUCAGAGAGCCUUCUCCAGACCCCUCCAAUGCCGGCGUGGUGGCAGUGGUUGUUUCAUGCUCCCUGCUGCUCAUCCUUUUGGUGGCCGYCCUCAUGGCUGUGUUCAUCACCCUUAGGCGCAGGCAGCAGCAGGGUUACCGGGCCAACAGCAGCAGCGACAUGAAGACGCGCAUUUUUGGCGGCGGCAAGAAAGCGAGCAAGAACGGAACGGGCGGAGGAGCGGGGAGCGGAGGCGUCUCGGGUGGCAACAACAACGGCCCCAUCUACAUUUACAACGAGAGCUCGACCCACCAGGGCAUCGGAGAGAAAAACAACCACCACCAGCCGCUCACCAUGGGGGGCCAACCUGAGCAUGGUGCCAAAACACCCACCGCCCAAGACAUCCUGCUGAGCAACGAAUUGGACGAAGCGGAGAGGAGGAAGUUUGACGAGAUGGAGGAGGAGGAGAGGUAUGACCACUUCUCUGGGGGGAGCUCGAUCCUUCAGCUACGCCCACCUCACGACCAGGACGAUAUGAUUGGAGAUUACCUGGAUGAUGACAUGGAGUCCCAGCGGGACGGAUCAGUCAUCUCGCGAACUGCCGUCUACGUAUAAAGGAGGAGGAGAAGGAAAAAAAAUAACAAGGCUUGAGGAUUUGGCAUCUUUAAGGAAUCGGGAAAAUAAAGAAAUACCACUUUUUAUUUUUGCAAAUUGAUUUUAAAUAUACCCCAUUAUGAAUCACGUCCGCCCUAUGGUGAACUUGACUGGCAGAAGGCAUGUGGAAUAAUUUAAAAGAAGCAGCGUCGGGUCCUAAAGAACUGAAACUCAAACGGAGAAAAGAACAACCUUUCUCUCACUGCUUCUGCUCAUGCUCUCUCCAUUUCCGGGACUUUGACUUUAACAGACUGAAGGAGAAAAUCUUGAUAUAAUCACAAUACAAGCUCUUAUACAGACAUCUCACUUGCAUAUUCACUCUUAGCUUCACUUAAAAACAACAACAAAAGGCUCGUCUUGCAGUUACAUGUUGCCUCCACGUCUCCGUCCUCUUGUGGGAAGCUUUUGUUUYGGUAAUGUGUUGUGCUGUGACAUCUGCUGUGUUGCUGUGGCUUUAAAAUACAGACAUCAAGUGUGUUUGGAAAAGUGAGCAAUGUAUUUCCUUAUGUUCACUCUGCUCUCUCUGCCUUAUUUGAAAACGUGAUAAAAAAAUCUCUGCACCAUAUCAACAGAGACUUUAGAAUUGAACAGAGUUGAAACUAAAGAUUUAAUUCAAUUUUUUUUGGUUUGUUUCACAAAUACAAAGCGGACAAAUAGAAUAAAGUUUGCAGAGAGUUGGAAACCGCUUCCUUUAAGAUGUGAACUUUUAUUUUUGUGCCUGCGGGUUAGAGAGUGUAAACAAGCGAUUGAGGAAUGAGGUGUAGCUGAUCUGACAGGGUCAAGGGAUGAAGAGAAAGAUGCAGGAGGUGCUGGGGAUGAGCACGUCUCUUCCUCUCACUUCCUCCUGGUCCUCAUCUCACCGGAGCGCUCCUGACAGGAGGAGCUUGAUUGGUAAUGAGCCGUGAAGUUGCUCGCUUAGCUGGGACCAACAGAUUGCCACCACUUAUCGUUUAUGACGUCCCCACCCAACACACACACACACACACACACACACACACACACACACACACACACACACAUACAUUUCCAUCUUGCCGUCCCCACAACCCCCCUUCUUUGCCUCUCUCUCCAAGCCUUUAUGGGAAGUUUUGAUUUAUCCGGGGCAGAGUCGAGGUCAGGGCCAACCAAGAGCAGGGCAGUAUUUUACUCUGGACGAUGCGUCAAAUGCCCCGCUUACUUGACUCCAGCCUGCCCUGAUAUAUCGGGACAAAGUAAUCCACCUGGAGUGGUGGAGUUGACUUCACUGCUUCCCCGCCACCCACCCCCUUGAGACCCCCACCUUCUCCCUCACUUUAGAAAAUGGCCGGAUGUAACAGAAGCUCACCUCCAUAGUGCAGUGGUGUUAGGGAAGACAGAUUUUCAAUGAGGAUCAUAUAUUUCCUUCCAUUAGCAGAUGUUGGAUGUAGUGAAUUGAUUAGAAGACAUAAAAAGGUUGGAUAUUGACUAACGGGGCAACAUGUGGUGAAAUGGCUCUUUAUGAUGCAGGUUCAGGGCUUAUUGUCUUCUGACUGUUAAUUCAUCCUUUUAACGAGCCACCGGAGCUUGGUUCUUUAGCAAAAAUUAAAAAUAAAAGGAAAAAAGCGACUUUGUGGCUUCAGCACACUGCUGUGUUUGAGUUUGUGUGCACGUUUAAGUACCUGGAUGAUUAUGGAGAGAAACUCUUAUCAUCACGCUUUUUCCAGCCUCCUAAUCGACUCCCCUAUGACCCCGCCAUAGGGGAAUCACCCGAGCAUGGUCUUGACCAGCAAAGAUCUGGACAGACGUUUGCUGCAGGUCAUGAAGUCGAAACCAAGUUGGCUCCUCACCAAGGGCRAAGAUGAUUAUGCUCGCAUGCAUUUCUUAUCAGGACUUUUUAACCUUGACCUAUCGAUGUAAGAGGAUACACUCCUCYUAUUCGUGUUUUGCCAUUGUGCCGGCUGUUAACCUUCAUACAGGCAGAGAGGAAGAGCAGGGAAAACRCAGGAGGCAAACGACUAAAAUAGAGUCAGCAUUUAGUGUUUGAGCUCCGCCUGGCAGGUUGUAAGCCGGCGCGUUCAAUAGGAUUAUCAUCUAAUGGCCUUAGUUUGUACAUAAAUGCAAGUCCUGUCAACCUGGGGUAAAGUAAAUGUACUGAACACAGCUGAUUUGUCACAACCACUCAAUAUAAAAAUGUAUUACUUAUUUUUGCACUUGUUUGUCAAAGCUUCGAGGAAAAAUACGAGUGAAACACUUUGGUUUCUUAGUGGAAUAAAAUGUGGGCGUGGGACAAACACACGUAUGUACGUUUUGGUGUGAGGUAUCUGUGUAUUAUAUAUGUAAUCAUCUAUAUUUUUCUUGUGCAAAUGUGGAUAUUUGUGAAAAUGUAAAUAUCAGAUCGAUGGARCCGGUGUUGCUAGGAGGAGGAGGGCGUUCUUGGGUUAGCCUGAAGUUCAAAUGUCACAAAGGGCAUUCAGAAUGUACUUUUUACCCUCAGUAGUUUGAACUUACAACAUGAACUGAACUGAGCUUAGUUAGAUUUCAGUCCAAAAGUUGAUUUACAUUGAGGAAAAACAAACAUUUUUUUUUAAAUUGACUGCAUUUUCGUACAAGCACACGUUUAUUCAUAGGCAAGUUUUAGUUUUUAACCCCCCCCCCCUUUUUUUUUACAGAUACUGUGCACAGGGCAAAAAAUACAGUUUUAUUCAGUGCACCACACAAGCAAGGGUCUGUGGCAUCAGAGUCAGCGCUCCGUGUUCAAUAAGUUAUAGUCUGCGUGUAUUUUGGUGACGCUCUCGGGCUUUGACAUUUUUCUCUGCCAUAUGGGGGCUGUAACCCGAGUAGCCGCUCUCUGUCAUCGUUAAAAAGUGUCAAACUGCAGAUAUUAUUGUGCAUUUGAAAGACGCACUCACUCGCACACACGUACUGUAACGUAUACAUUCGGAGAGAGUGCAGAGAAACAUUCGCCCACACACAAACACCCCUCAGUCGCUCUCAUUAUGCUCACUCCCACAGCCAAACUGUGCAGCAGACACCUCAUACCUGACAACUCUGCCAUCUUCUGACAUAAGCCCACACAAAAGUGCUCGCAUAGCUGCACAGACUCAAAAAAAAAAAAAAAUAGAGAAACUAAUACAAAAACACUUUUUUUCUCCACCUUUGCUUGCUCAGUGGCUGUGUCAGAUAUAGUGUCCUGUCAUUAUGAAACCCGCUCCUAAAUCGGUGGCCAUGUAGAACCAAGACAACUGCUCAUUCAGAGGUGCACACACCUUUCAGUCGGUGUCAGAGAAGCUUGCCUUUUCGUUUUUCUUCAACAAAAGCAUUUAUCCAUCCCACUUUUGUUCUCCGCGGAAAUAUAGCUUUCACGAAAACGCCACCGUGCUGACCUCCUCCUCGUCCCAGAUGCUUUCAGGAAAGGCGCUCAUCCCAGCGACUCGUUGUUUUCGACUUCUCRGCCACCUCCGCUGUGGCGACCACCUCCACAGACACAUGCCUUCAAAGUGAGGCUUGUCAGACAAAAAAAAAAAAACCUUUUUAGAGAACCCUGUAAUUCUGGCCCUGAGUCUAGCACAAAGGUUAUGUAGUCAAAACAUAAAAUACUUUUUUCUUUUUCUUCAGAAAGCCACAUGCUCUCGCUGUUUGUUUGGCUCCAGACAUCUGAUGACAAAUCAAAGCCUUAACAUCCUCCAUCUCACUCACAUACCAGGAAAAAAUGAAGACCUUCCUGUGUAGAUAGUAUAAAUAUAUAAAUAUGUAGCAGAGAAGAAAAAAAAUACUAAUUUAUGGUGUCACGUUUGUGUAUUACUCCGUGACAACAAGCAUGAAGGAUUUAUUUUCCUCUAUUAUAGUCACUCAACUCUUCUGUUAUUUUGCAGUGCUUUAUAAUUUGUUUUUUGAGUGCUUUAUUCUUGACUGCUGCGCUGUGAUUGCUGCCAAAACUGGCAAAUUUGCGUCUUCUGUACAAGUGAACUGUAUACACACACACACACACAUACACUACAAAACAGUCUUAACCCAAAAUGUGCUUUUAGUAUUGCUCUGUGUACAAAAAUUGUUUUGUAUUUUUUAAUUUUGAUUUUAUUUCGGUCUUAAAGAAAAAUGAAGUAGAAUUGUUGUCACGAUUUUGUCAUGUCUUUCUAUAUUUUUUUUCAUAUUUCGUUGAUUAUUAAAAACUUCUUGAUUUUUGAAAUGU